Molecule: messenger RNA, 894 nt
Organism: Hyaloscypha bicolor E
Lineage: Eukaryota; Fungi; Ascomycota; Leotiomycetes; Helotiales; Hyaloscyphaceae
Exons: 1
Coding region: 1-894 (297 amino acids)
Molecular function (GO): oxidoreductase activity
Source: RefSeq, a predicted model, not a curated record
AUGACCACAGCCACCUUCAAGUAUAUCGACCCUGCUUCCUACGAAGGCAAAGGCAAGCCGUGGGGCAAGGUUGACGGUCCCGGCAAAUCUUUCACUCUCAAAGACUACCAAAAAACCGUGACAUCCAUCCGCGGGCACGAAUCCGAAUUCUCAACCGACAACAGCGGUUUCGCAGUCUACAACUCACCCGCCAGAGAGAAAGCCUUCACCGACGAGUCUGCCAUCCGCAAGGGCUACUACCCGGAAGUAGAAGCCAUGCUCAAGGAGCGACUUCCUGGGAAGAUCAAGAAAGUAGUAAUCUUCGACCACACGAUCCGUCGACGAGACAAGAAUUCCCCUCGGCAACCAGUACAGCAAGUGCACGUGGAUCAAACACCUGGCGCUGCUGCAGCGAGAGUGCGACGCCAUCUGCCUGCUGAGGAAGCAGAGGAGUUGUUGAAAGGGCGAUACUCGAUCAUCAACGUUUGGCGUCCAAUCGAGAACCCGGCCACCGACUUCCCACUCGCAGUCAUCGACUGGCGAUCCACUGCUCCUUCGGACUUCAUCGCCGUCGACCUCCUCUACCCGAAACGAACAGAUAACGACGAUGAUGAUCGUGGGAAAGAGGUUUUGCCGGACGAGAAGACGAUUUGGAGUAGAGAGGGAUAUGAGGCGAAGGGGGAGACGUUCGCGGUUGCGCCGAGCGAGGGACACAGGUUCUUUUAUAUGAAGGAUAUGACGCCGGAAGAGGUCAUGCUGCUUAAGUGUUUUGAUAGUGCAGGGGAGGGGGAGAGUCUUGGGAAGAAAGGAUUGGCGGUUAGGACGCCACAUACGGCUUUUGUGGACCCCAAGACUCCGGAGAGUGCACCGGGAAGACAGAGUAUCGAGGUUAGGUGUUUGGUAUUUUAUGAAUAG